This is a messenger RNA of Morchella sextelata, 1374 nucleotides long. RefSeq lists its product as uncharacterized. Gene Ontology annotation, cellular component: cytoplasm. Bases 1 to 1374 code for a protein of 457 amino acids. Gene Ontology annotation, molecular function: L-ornithine transaminase activity; identical protein binding; pyridoxal phosphate binding. The transcript is spliced from 5 exons. Lineage: Eukaryota; Fungi; Ascomycota; Pezizomycetes; Pezizales; Morchellaceae. The record is from RefSeq and is a predicted model, not a curated record.
AUGUCACCUUCAGUUACCACGGAUGCUACUGUCAAAGGGAACGGAAAGGCCCCCGGUGUGCACGUUGAAAGCACCGCUCAGGCUAUUGAGUACGAGCAUGAAUAUGCUGCUCACAACUACCACCCAUUGCCCGUUGUGAUGGCAAAGGGCGAGGGAGUUCGUGUUUGGGAUCCUGAGGGCAAAGAGUACCUUGAUUUCCUCAGUGCUUACUCCGCGGUCAACCAAGGCCAUUGUCACCCCAAGAUCGUCAACGCGCUAGUGCAGCAAGCUCAGAGGUUAACCUUGUCCUCGAGAGCAUUCUACAACGAUGUGUUCCCCGUCUUUGCCAAGUUCGUUACUGAGUACUUUGGUUACGAGAUGGUGCUCCCAAUGAACACUGGUGCCGAGGCCGUUGAGACCGGUAUCAAGCUUGCACGUAAAUGGGGUUACAAGGUAAAGGGUAUUCCAGAGAACAAGGCUCUCGUCUUUGCCGCCUCCGAGAACUUCCACGGCCGUACAUUUGCUGCUAUUUCCUUGUCCAACGACCCCGAAUCCAGAGACAACUACGGACCAUACCUCCCCAACAUUGGAUCUAGGUGUCCUUCAACUGGCAAGCAAAUCCGAUACAACAAUAUCAAGGAUUUGGAGGAAGCAUUUGAAGCUCACGGAAAGGAGACUGCUGCGUUUUUGGUAGAGCCUAUUCAGGGAGAGGCUGGUAUCGUAGUGCCAGAUGAUGAUUAUCUGAGCAAGGUUCAUGAGUUAUGCAAGAAGCACAACGUGCUUCUUAUUUGUGACGAGAUUCAGACCGGUAUUGCGAGAACUGGCAAGCUUCUAUGCUGCGAGCACUCCAAAGUCCGCCCUGAUAUCAUUCUUCUUGGAAAGGCCAUUUCUGGUGGCAUGUACCCUGUCUCGGCUGUUCUUGCAGACAAACACAUCAUGCUCACAGUUGAGCCUGGUACCCACGGAUCGACAUACGGCGGUAACCCGCUUGGGUGUGCUGUAGCUAUCGCGGCUCUUGAGGUUGUACGUGACGAGAAGCUGACCGAGAACGCGGAGGUUCUUGGAAAGAAAUUCCGUGAGGGACUUCGCGCAAUUAAGAACCCUGCUAUCAAGUUGGUUCGUGGUAAGGGUUUGUUGAACGCAGUCAUCAUUGACGAGUCAAAGACCUCUGGGCAUUCUGCUUGGGAGCUUUGCCUUCUUUUGAAGGAGAAGGGACUUUUGGCCAAACCUACCCACCAGAACAUCAUCAGGCUUGCACCACCGCUUGUCAUAAACGAGGAGCAGAUCGAUAGGGCACUUAAGAUCUUUGAGGAGGCCUUGAAUGAAUUGCCAACCUGGAAUGAAGAAGGAAUCUCCAAUGAAGAGAGGUCCCACAAGAAUGUCCUCGACGACUAA